AACAAGAAAUUUCGGCUUUUGGAAAAGUCGAGGCAUUCCUGAAGUUCCUCCCAUGAUUUUUACUGGAUCAGUCGGUUUAGACUUCAAAACCAAUCAAGGAGUAUUGGAGCAACAAUGGUACAACAAAUAUGGAAAAGUAGUUGGUAUAUAUGAAGGAUCAAAUCCAGCUCUAAUAGUAGGCGAACCAGAAUUGAUAAAGAAUAUUCUUGUCAAAGAUUUCUAUGCUUUUUCUGAGCAAAGACAAAUACGUUUUGGUGAUCCAAUUUUGGACAGAGUUUUUGUGCUCCAAAGUUAUCAAAGAUGGAAAGAACUAAGAAAUAUCAUUUCUCCUGCUUUUACAUCUGGAAAAUUGAGAAUGAUGGUCAAGGAUAGUAAUUAUUGCGCUCGAGGACUGCUAGAAAAUUUUAUACAAAUUGCUAGAGAAAAUAGAGAAGUUGUAGUUAAUGAUUAUUUUACUGCUUUUCUUAUGGACGUAAUUGCUAAGUGUGCUUUUGGAGUAAAGCUCGAUUCCAGAAAAGAUCCAAAUAAUUUAUUUGUAGCCGCGAUUCAAGAAUUAAUUGGUCCUAUUCCUUGGAGAUUCAUAAUAGCAGGCUAUUUUCCUGGUUUUGCAAAACUUAUCCGUAUGUCUCUUUUCAACCCACAAACAAUUACAUAUUUUAGAAACGUUGUUUUACAAGUGAUAAAAGAGAGAGAAAAUUUAAAAGAUGAAGAGAAACCCAUGGAUUUUCUGCAAUUGAUGAUGGAUUUCAAAAACAAUCAAGAUCGCAAAAAUGAGAAAAAAAUAUUGGACUUAGACGAUGUUAUUGCCCAAUGUGUUCUAUUUGUUAUUGCUGGAUUCACUGCCAUGACCGGAACUCUUACAUAUGCUGCUUAUCAAUUAGCUGUUAGUCCAGAAAUUCAAGAAAAACUUAUCGAUGAAAUUGACCAAACAGUAAAAGAUAAUGAAGAAUUAAACUAUGAUAAUAUUUCCAAUAUGAAAUAUUUAGAUGCUUUCUUGGAAGAAGUUAUCAGAUGUCAUACAGUAUCAAUAAGAUUAGAAAGGACAACAGUACAAGACUAUAAGCUAGGCGAUACCGGACUCGUCAUACCAAAAGGCACACUAGUUGCAGUACCUGUCCAUGCCAUACAUCAUGAUCCAAAUUAUUUCCCGGACCCUGAAAAAUUUGAUCCAGAUAGAUUUCUAGCGGAACAGAGAAAGAAUAUUAUUCCAUACACAAGUAUGCCAUUUGGCAUCGGACCGAGGAAUUGCUUAGGAAUGAAAUUUGCUCAAACGCAGAUAAAAAUAGCUCUGGCUAUGGUUUUGCAACGUAUUAAAUUCAAACGUGGAACUAAGACAAAGGACAAAAUAGAACUCCAUAUUGCAAGAACAUUUAAUAGACCGAAGGAUACCUAUCUCAAGAUGGAAGAAAGAAAAUGAAAAAUCAUUUAGUCCAUAGUAAUAAGCUCGAUAAAUUAAUUUCUUAAAUAAUUAAAAAAUAAAGAAUUUUAAUUCUUUAAAAUUUAAAAUGACUUUUUUUUUCGUUUUCGUAUCUUUCCACCCUGUGACGGCUUUUUUUCCAUACCAAUUGAGGGCCGGAUGAUAAUCCGCUUUCAAUAAGACGGCCGGAUAAUAAUCCGGCCGUCCUAUUGAGGGCAAAACUGCAAUUGGUAUGGAAAAAAAGCCGUCACAGGUGGACCGACAUAGAUGAUUUCUGGACAGAUCGCCCUUAAAAAUUUCUUGGAGAAGGUGUCGCCCGGAUUCUAUCUCGGGUUCUAGAGCGGUAGGCUGAUGCCUUGACGCCUCGGCCAUCAGUCGUGACAAUUAAAACGGCCAUCGUUUUAAUGAUUGAAAUAUAACAAUUACAAGUUUGUGAAUUGUUUAUUGAUAAGAAUGUAGA
Molecule: messenger RNA, 1877 nt
Organism: Centruroides sculpturatus (bark scorpion)
Lineage: Eukaryota; Metazoa; Arthropoda; Arachnida; Scorpiones; Buthidae
Product: cytochrome P450 3A8-like
Exons: 13
Coding region: 53-1417 (454 amino acids)
Molecular function (GO): iron ion binding; monooxygenase activity; oxidoreductase activity, acting on paired donors, with incorporation or reduction of molecular oxygen
Source: RefSeq, a predicted model, not a curated record